AUGAUUGGACGCCUUCUUGGCGUGACACCUUUGAUUGGAGAUCGCGCGACAAAGCAGGCUGUACUUCAAGCAAUACAUUCAGUGAGUCUGAUCCAUUUAGCUGCCCAUGGUGAUGCUGAAAGAGGAGAGAUUGUCCUUUCUCCUGAGUGUCCCGCUGAUUAUGUUCCACGAGAAGAAGCCUUCCUCUUGACGAUGGAGGACAUUUCACGAAUUAAGCUGCGAGCUAAACUGGUUGUGCUUAGCUGUUGUCACAGUGCACGCGGACAGAUUAAAGCCGAGGGAGUUAUUGGAAUCGCUCGAGCGUUCUUAGGAUCCGGUGCUCGCUCAGUGUUAGCGGCACGGUGGGCCAUAGAUGACACAGCCACAGAGAAGUUCAUGACUUGUUUCUAUGAGCACUUGUUCCGCGGUGAAAGCGCCAGUGAAUCUCUUCACGAGGCCAGGAAAUGGAUGAGAAACAAUGGCUUUGUGGAGGUCUCUAAGUGGGCUUCUUUUAUGCUGAUUGGCGACAACGUGACGUUUGAUUUU
Pocillopora meandrina is the source of this 525-nucleotide messenger RNA. The record is from the annotation of a GenBank genome assembly. Lineage: Eukaryota; Metazoa; Cnidaria; Anthozoa; Scleractinia; Pocilloporidae.